AUGCGAAAGGUGCUCGAAUGUGGACUCUAUUGGCCAACAAUGUCAAGAGAUACUUAUCUAUUUUGCAAGAGUUGUGAUAGAUAUCAAAGAAUGGGCACCAUAUCCAUGAAAAACAAAAUGAUUCAAAGCCCCAUCCUCAUUUGUGAGAUCUUUGAUGUAUGGGGAAUUGACUUCAUGCACCCAUUCCCCGUUUCUUUUGGUUACACUGAUAUCCUCUUGGCGGUUGAUUAUGUCUCAAAGUGGGUGGAAGCAAAGGCUACAAGGCAUGAUGAUUCUAAAACUGUAAUUGACUUCUUGAAGUCAAACAUUUUCGCAAGAUAUGGUGUACCGAGAGCUUUGGUGAGUGAUAGGGGCACUCAUUUUUGCAAUAAAAUGAUGGAAGCCAUGAUGAAGAGAUAUGGUGUCACACACCGGAUAUCAACCGCUUAUCAUCCGCAAACAAACGGCCAAGCCGAAGUGUCAAAUCGAGAAGUCAAACAAAUUCUUGAAAAGACGGUCAACACUACACGAAAAUAUUGGAGCUUGAAGUUAGAAGAUGCAUUGUGGGUGUAUCGGACCGCCUACAAAACUCCAAUUGGUAUGUCUCCAUUCUGCCUCGUCUAUGGAAAGUCUUGUCAUUUACCAGUGGAAUUAGAACACAAGGCAUAUUGGGCGGUUAAAAAGUGUAAUUUCAAUCUUGAAGAAAGUGGAAAGCACCGAAAAAUGCAACUUCAAGAAAUAAAAGAGUUCAGGAACGAGUCUUAUGAAAACGAAAGCAUCUACAAAGAUAAGACAAAAGUGUUUCAUGACAAGCACAUCACUCGUAAGCAUUUUAUUCCGGGCCAAAAAGUUAUCCUUUAUCAUUCACGCUUAAAGCUAUUCCCGAGAAAGUUGCGAUCUCGAUGA
Lactuca sativa (garden lettuce) is the source of this 885-nucleotide messenger RNA. The record is from RefSeq and is a predicted model, not a curated record. NCBI's taxonomy places the organism in Eukaryota, Viridiplantae, Streptophyta, Magnoliopsida, Asterales, Asteraceae.